AGACAACGAUCCAUGUAUUGUGGGCAAGAAAGCGUGAAUUGGUACAUCCACCCACCAAUCAGACCUCUUGGUGUGAUCUUGAAGAAGUUUCAGAAAUUCCCUUUUCAUCUCAAUUUAAUUCUCGCCCCCCCUGCGAUCUUAAUAUCUGGUCAAACUCUCAAAGCAAAAUAAAAUUAUCGCCUUCACGCUAUAUCUUUGGAUCGAUUUUGAAGUUUGUAUUUGGCCAUGAAUCCUGAAUACGAUUACCUUUUCAAGCUUUUGCUAAUUGGAGAUUCUGGUGUAGGAAAAUCAUGUCUUCUUUUACGAUUUGCUGAUGAUUCAUAUCUUGAAAGUUAUAUUAGUACCAUUGGUGUAGACUUUAAAAUUCGCACAGUAGAGCAGGAAGGAAAAACUAUUAAACUCCAAAUAUGGGACACUGCUGGACAAGAACGUUUUAGAACAAUUACUAGCAGCUACUACCGUGGGGCACAUGGUAUCAUUGUGGUUUAUGACGUGACUGAUCAAGACAGCUUCAACAAUGUUAAGCAAUGGUUAAACGAAAUUGACCGAUAUGCUGGUGAUAAUGUUAACAAGCUUCUUGUUGGAAACAAGUGUGAUCUCACAGACCAAAAAGUUGUGUCAUCCGAUACAGCUAAAGCAUUUGCAGAUGAACUUGGGAUUCCUUUCAUGGAAGCAAGUGCAAAAAAUGCCACUAAUGUCGAGGAGACUUUCAUGGCUAUGGCUGCUGCAAUCAAGAACAGGAUGGCAAGUCAACCGGGCAUGAACAAUGCCCGACCUCCAACUGUGCAGAUCAAAGGGCACCCCGUUAACCAGAAAUCUGGUUGCUGCUCUUCCUAGAAGGAAAAUUAAAAAUCAACUGCUGUGAUGUUUCGUGGCGUAUAAAGUUGGGUUCUUCGGUUCUUCCAUUGAUGCUUUAAAACUCAGCAUAAUUACUGUUUCUUAUGUUAUUUUGGUACUCUGUGGAAAUGUUCCUUUAUUCAACGUGUUUGAUUCAAAGAAUAUUUGUACAAAGUUGUACAAAAUUGAAAUUCUUCUCUAAUUAAUUAUGUGUCACAGUUUAAUCUUCUUUAAAUUU
Molecule: messenger RNA, 1075 nt
Organism: Olea europaea var. sylvestris
Lineage: Eukaryota; Viridiplantae; Streptophyta; Magnoliopsida; Lamiales; Oleaceae
Product: GTP-binding protein YPTM2-like
Exons: 8
Coding region: 226-837 (203 amino acids)
Molecular function (GO): GTPase activity; GTP binding
Source: RefSeq, a predicted model, not a curated record